AUGCCGUCUCUCGGGCGCCUGUUUACACUGGCGCUGUGGAUCGGUCUCCUGACCCCCAUCUACAUGUUCCUCGAGAAGAACUUGGAAAAGUUCUACAUCUUUGAUCACGAGCACCUGCACGACCUCUCCAAGCGCGCCAUCGCCACCCAUGGAAACGACACGCGCUCCGUCGUCAACUACAUUGUGACCGAGCUCAACGGCCUGCACCCCACCAACGUCAACCUCGACGAGGAAUGGGUCUUUAACAACGCCGGUGGUGCCAUGGGCGCUAUGUACAUCAUUCACGCCAGUAUCACCGAGUACCUCAUCGUCUUCGGCACCGCCAUCGGAACCGAGGGCCACUCCGGCCGUCACACCGCCGACGACUACUUCAACAUCCUCUACGGCACCCAGCUCGCCUACGUCCCCGGCAAGUACGAGCCCGAAGUCUACCCCCAGGGCACCGUCCACCACCUCCACCGCGGCGACGUCAAGCAGUACAAGAUGGACGAGGGCUGCUUCGCGCUCGAGUACGCCCGCGGCUGGAUCCCGCCCAUGCUCUUCUUUGGCUUCGCCGACGGCCUGUCCAGCACCCUCGACUUCCCCACACUGUGGACGACGACCCGUAUCACCGGCCGCGAGAUGAUUUCCAACCUGCUCAAGGGCAAGUUCUAG
This is a messenger RNA of Colletotrichum abscissum, 654 nucleotides long. RefSeq names its product C-8 sterol isomerase. NCBI's taxonomy places the organism in Eukaryota, Fungi, Ascomycota, Sordariomycetes, Glomerellales, Glomerellaceae. The transcript has 2 exons. Gene Ontology annotation, biological process: ergosterol biosynthetic process. Bases 1 to 654 code for a protein of 217 amino acids. Gene Ontology annotation, cellular component: endoplasmic reticulum. The record is from RefSeq and is a predicted model, not a curated record.